CCUGUGCAGAUCCCCGGGGCGGCGAUGGACCGGGUCAGCCUGCUGUGGCGUCUGAGGCGCCGGGCUCGCCGCGGAGCGCUCUGCAUGGCCUUCUUCUGCAUCUCCAUGGCGCUGCUCUACGCCCUCUGCGCUGAGAACAGCGUGCCCGUCACCGACGCCAUCUUCGGCAUCCGGGCACGAACUCGGGCUCAACCUCGAGCGCAUUCAGUCAUCAAGGUGCUGAGAGGCGGAGCCAAGCCCAUGUACAUCGAUCCUCAGAAGCUCCCGGGUGUCGUCCCAGGUGACCCCCACCGUCCAAUCCCCGUCCUCUCCUCUCCCAACCACACCCACGACGGCGGGGAGUCGCCGUCGAAGCGACGGUCGAGGGAGCGCGAACCCUCCGGCUUCUUCAGCCGGCUGCUGCCGCGCCCCUUCACGCGAGCGCUGGAGACCCUGUUCGGAGGCCGGCGGAGGGGGGAGCUGAGCGGCAGGGGCGGGGACGCCGAGUUCUUCGGGCCUCACGGGCUUCUGGGGGAGGUGUGGGACGACGAGAUGUCCAGCAGCAUGCUGGGAAGCAGGCUGAGGAAGGUGGUGCAGAACUACCAGGCGAUGAAUAAAUAUGGAGUCCAGUUGUCGGGCCCCGGCGGUGUCUCCAGCCGGCCCAAGCUGAGCGGUCCUGAGCUCCUCUGCCAGCUAAAGGACAACGUGGAGGUCAUGACUUUGACCGCCGACCUCCAGCCCUUCUCGGCGCUGCCCUGGGCCGCCCAGCUGCCGCCGAAGCCGCUGACCUCUGACCUCGGGCCAUACAAGAGUUGCGCUGUGGUGUCGUCGGCCGGGUCGCUGCGCUACUCUGGGCUGGGCAAAGAGAUCGACUCUCACGACGCCGUGCUGCGCUUCAACGCCGCGCCCACCGCCGGCUACGAGAAAGACGUCGGCUCCAAAACCACCAUCCGCCUCAUCAACUCGCAGGUGAUGGCGUCGGAUGACCACCGCUUCCUGUCCAGCUCUCUGUACAGCUCAGGUGUUCUGGUGGCCUGGGACCCCGCCCCCUUCUCUGCUGACCUCACACAGUGGUACAACCGGACAGAUUACCCCAUCUUCACCCAGUACCAGAGAUACCGGAGGCUUCACCCGCUGCAGCCCUUCUACAUCCUGCAUCCUCGCUUCGAGUGGCAGGUCUGGCAGCGAAUACAAGACAACAUGGCUGAGCCCAUCCAGAAGAACCCGCCGUCCUCCGGCCUGCUCGGCACCGUCCUGAUGAUGUCUCUGUGCGAGGUGGUUCACGUCUACGAGUUUCUGCCGUCCCGGAGGAAGACGGAGCUCUGCCACUACUACCAGCGAUUCUACGACGCCGCCUGCACGCUCGGCGCCUACCACCCGCUGCUGUACGAGAAGAACCUGGUCAAGCGCAUGAACCAGGGCUCCGACCGCGACAUCUACACCCACGGACGGGUGACGCUGCCCGGGUUCAGCAGGCUGAACUGCACCCAGGCCGCUGGAGGAGAACCCGACCACUGAGUGGAAGAACAGCGCAUUAAGCAGAACCGUGCAUGAAGAACAACGAGGACAGACGCAUGAAAACUUCAUAACCACUGCCGAACCAAAAGGAACGCUCUCUAUAAAUAUUACAUGUCGUUGCAUCCAGGCUGUCAACACAUCUGUUUGUCAUCACACACAAACACAAACACACUCGAGUCCAAUCAGCUGACACAUGUGCCUGCUGUAUACAUACAUAUCCUUAUGAGGACAUUCCACUUAGAAUUAUCGCCCGUGAAAGGACCAUACCACUGUUUCUGAAAACAACCAAAAGUCGUGUUUACUUGUCAUUACUGCUAAACAUUCACCUUUUAAUCACCUUAGGAUUAGAGGUUAAACAUCCAGCAUUUAAACCCUUAAGUUUGAAAAAAAUACCACAUUUUGGUGCAGAAGUGACAGAAAUUAGUUUUUUUUCUGAUUAUUAUCUCCUUAAAUUUAUCUUCAGGGCCCUGAAACACACCACAUUUGUAAGGUUCUACAGUUUUGGUUGAUGUCAACAAAUCAGCUGACACCUCUUAUGGUUAAAUUAUUAAUGUAUUGCUAUUUCCAGUCAAGUGACUCUAUACAGUUUAUAAAUACACGCUUACAAUAAUGAUUCAUUGCACAUUAGGCCAACAAAACCCUAAUAUAUUAAGCAGUUUCACAUUGUUUUCAUACUCGAGACUUAACUAAGAAACGUCAUCCAUCACAGUGAGCAAGUUCCUACAUUUCUUAUUGACAACAAACCAACAGUGUUUCAGACCAUCUCUUAAAGAGCCCACAUUCUGCACAUUUACAGGUGUAGAACUGUAUUUUUUGGAGCCUACUUGAAUAUGCUUCUGCAAUUUGAUGUUUAAAAAAAUAGAAUAUCGUCCUCAUACGUCACGUAUCAUAAUAAUUGCUGGAAUAAGCUGAGCAGCGAAAAGGGAGACCCGUCAGUCGGGCCGAGUGGAUCCAGGAAAGGACUGAGGAGAGGCAGGAGGGAGAUGUUAGCCGGAGUCAGUCAGGGAAUGCUUCAUGAAGAGGGACACGAGUAUUAGCAAAAGGCUAACGCUAAGGAACUACUGAAUGCAAGAACGUCUGCACCAAUGUGGCAAAGUAUUGAGGUUGGAAACAAGUUAUUAUGGCAAACGAUCUUCAAGUCUCCCCAAUUUCUGAAUGCCAACCGUUAGCAUUUCAGUUCCAUCAUGCUAAUGGAACCAUUAGCCACUUUAGCUCUUCAGUGUGCUAACACUAAGGAUUUUCCCAUUGUGGUGCAGGGAUGUCAUCAAAAAUAAAAGUAAUCCACUGGGUCUUUAGUUCCUCGGUUUCUGGGAGUACAUGAAGACUCUCGUGUUCACUCCUGCAGCCAACAGCGGAGCUUUUUUCUUGCUCGUCGCUGAGACGUUUUGGAGUUUAGCAGAAGCAGCUUGAGUGAGAAAAGUGUGAGGAAGCUGCUCAUUCUUUGUUUGAGGGUCAAGCUAGCUGGUAGGCAGGCGUUACGUAAACAGGAUGACAUAAGUAAGUGUUUAAAGCGUUUAAAUGAGGCAUUAAAGGUGGUUCAGGUGGUUUGUAACUUUGGGCUUUGUAAGUUUCUGCGCACAAAAAUAACUAUAACACGCUAAAGGAGAGGACAACACUCAAAAAGCAGAAUAUGGGCUCUUUAAGACCUUCCUGCUCUGUCUGUGGCUCCAAGCCGAUUGGUUCCCACUGAAGAUAUAAAUCUUUAAAACCACAUCUGAAUUGCUCACUGAUUUCCUUCAUAGUGCAUUUGUUAGGGGUAUUUUAAGCAUCAGAUUAACCCACUUUUGUGAGCUCUUGCGUGGCCGAUUUAAACAAACCGACACCAACGAUGAGCGCUAAACACCCCAAUCUAAAAUCUGAUGGGAUACUUUUCUAAAUUUGAAUCAGUAUAACUAAGUAUACAGACUGAAACGUGCUAAAUCAGUGGUAUGGUCCUUAACUUAAUCAAAAAUGUCCUCACACAGGUCUAAAUGCACCUUCCACCAUGCAGACCUGCACAGAGAGGGCUUCUACCUUUUGAAAUGUGCGUAACUGGUUCGUUAUUCUGUCACUUCUAUUUAGAUUUUUACUUUGCAAAGCUGUUGGCUGUAUAAAUUCUUUCGGAGCUCUUUUUCGAGAUGCUCGACCGUCCCAAAAGGUUUGCUGGUAGAGUCAGGCACCUGUGAAGUUACACAACAGGUAAAGAUUGGGUUUCUAGAUCAGUGGAUCGAUCAAUCCUUCACUGCCAAUACAGCUUCCCUAACAUAAUUUAACAACAGGAAUUUUACGGCCCUAUUUUCAGGGCUCCAAAAGCAUUUUAUUUGUUUUUUUAGUUUGCAGGAUGUCGAGGCUUAGUUACAACAAACUGUAUUUGGCUUUUUGUCAGACAAGUUUACAACGUGGAGUCGAGUCAUUUUGAAACAAAAUUUGCCAAAAUAGGUAAACAUCCUUGAGAGUUUAAGUGAAGUCAUAAAAUAUUACAUACCAACAGUCGGUAAAAAACGAAACACAGGUGGCUCAACUCACACAGUUGAAGCUAGGCUAGCAGUUUCCCUUAUCUUCCACUAUUUGUGCUAAGCUAGGCUAAAUGCAUCCUUGUCCUGACUGUCUGAAUCCAUCUCAAGGUCAGACAGCAGAAGACAACGAAUGAAUGAAUGUCUCUACAUGGCACACACAUCUGCACACCUGUAUACACACCUUAUUAAACCUAUUUAUCAAAGAAAAUACUGCCUGCAGACGAGCUGACUUCUAACCCAACAAUAUGUCACUCCAGUAAAAAAAAAAAAACAAGAGUCUCAAAUUUUGUACUAAUAUUGUCUACCCUGUAACGACCUACUCUCAGUAAUCUUUUUGUAAUCCUUACGUAGUGUAUAUAUUAUCGACCCAGGAGGACGGUCUUUACUGUGACUCUGUGGCUCAGCGAUGCAAAGCAGAAUGGAGUUUCAUUUCUACAAACGAAAACUGUGAUUCAGUGAAAAAGUGGUUUAUCUAAAUAAGUUUUUAUCUCCUAAACCGUCAACUAAGUUAGAAUGUCCUGGUAAGAUAGCUGCUCACAAGCGUAGAUGUGCUCCCUUACAUUAUAAAAACAACCACCAGCACCCCUAAAGCCCAACAACUAUCACCAUAAUGUCUUUUGUUUAAAUGCAAAUACGACAAAUCGUGGCUAAUGGGGAGGUUUUACUGCAUUAGCUUUUUCCAGUUUUAAUGCUAAGCUAAGCUGAUUCAGUUGCACCUUUUAGGUUUAUGCUAUGAACAAAUAUAAGGUUUCAAACAUUUGGAAAAUUAAGAAUUAAGCAAAUUAAGAAUAAGAAAACCUUUAUGGUACUGCUACUAGCGCAAAAUGAACGUGGUGUACAUUAGUUAAGCUAGGCCUGAGUUUUGAAAAGAAUGCCAUUUUCUAGCUAAACCUGCCCGUUAAGUAUCAUACUAUAUAUAUGGAUAUGGAUAUUUUUAGUAUUUAGAAAUAAAGCUACAUAGAGACCAAUUAAAAUAAACUAUUCGCUUCAUAUAUUUAUCCUCAGCUAGCUGAUGUUGCAGAUACGCUUUCAUUGGGAAACAGCAGCUAGUAGAAAUAUAAAUGCUCAGCUAAACCAGACAAAGUUAGCUUUUGUUGGUACCUCUGUGUGUACUAAUGUCCAAUCUUGUGGUUAACUAAAAUAAUAAUAAUAACUCCUUCUUUCUACAGAGGCUUCCCCAUAAAUGCUAACUGAUGCUAAGCGUAUGUGAACAUAAGUCUUUUGUUGUUAGAAAACACACACGGUCAUAAUGUUCCCAUAUUAAGAAAAUUCUCACAUUACAUUUUUAAAACCUGCAGAUUGUUUUUCUCAACCAGCUGCUAGCAUACCCUGCUAAAUGCCAUAAUGCUUCCAUUUAUUUAGUACCACAUUGAUGCCAGUUGUGCUUCCGUUGGUUUCCAUUCUGUGGAGACACGUAAUUCUGCAAUUAUUUAUUCUUUAUUUGGUUAAAGACAGUUUUUCUCUCUAGCUAAAUGCGUAAGUACUCUUACAAACAGUAUGCUGAAAAAGCUAAUUUCAUAAAUCUAAAAUUAAGCUGGGUAGCCAUUAGCCUAGCUGACUUCCUAGCAAGUUAACUAACUGGUAAUUUCUUCUUCACUCCAAUUUUCAAGGUUUGCGUCUGUAAAAUGUUUCAGGAAUUAAAACUCCAUUCUGCCAACAUCUUCAUGGUUUCUGUAUUUUCACAGCACACAGUAAAGACAUGCCUCUGGAGCACUUUUAUUCUAUUUAUACCGAUGCAUGUGAACCAUCUGUAAAAGUUUUCUCCAAAGUAGUGUAGCGACUGGAGAAUUAAUCUCUGAUAAACAGAGAAAGUAUCCGCAUGGCACUGAUGCAGCUCAUCGUUUUUCUCCACAAUUGACGUUAAACCUGUUGUUAGUAGCAUGCAAAUGGACAAUGAGCCUGGUUUUAGUGUACGCUGCUCCUUGGAAGAUGGUUUUGAUGUGUCUAAAAUACUUGAUUUUUCACACUUUCUAUCAGGACAAACUGCACAAAGCAACACAGGAGCUCACACUGAAUGUAAACACAGGGAAAUGUUGAGAGAAUCAGUUUUAUUUUAGAUUAAGUAUAUGAUUUACACCACCUCAAUUUGAGUGCGUUUCACUGGCGCAAGAUGCAAACAGCUACUGCUACUUUUGCUAGGCUAGUUAGCAGUUAGCAGGACCAGAAUAUCUGGUGUUCCUUCUCCAUUGUAAUCGGAUGUAGCUUCGUUCUUUAUGUGGUAUAUAAAUUUCCAAACUGUUGGAGCAUGAAAUUAUUUUUUCAAAUACACAACACAUUAAAAAGUGGGUAAAUUAGCUGUAGCAAAGGCUAUCUCACCAGCUAGCUGUUAUUAGCCACAUUGCAGCCACUGCAGUUGGUUUUUACAUGCUGUUAUUUUUAUUUUUUCACGUCAAUUAUGCAUUUUUAUCGGAUACAAAUUUUAUACAGUAAGGUAAAUAUAUAGUACUAUAUAGUAGCUGCUUUUUGAAAAGACACAGUACUAACAUGCUAAGUUUCACGUGAAUCUGAGAAACAAAAUGGCUAUGUUAUUGUUUUUCUAAUUGCUUCUAGUUUUUACCAGAACUUUAUAAUUUAUUUAGGAGGCAAACACUUGAAUAAUUGAUGUCAUUGCAUUACUGAGGAAAACUAGGAGAACAUUUUCUCCCUAUGCACUCUUGUCCCAAAUCAGCGUGCGUUUGAAAGCCUUCUGACGCUUCAUUAUUUUAGCUUACAGAUGCACUUUUUCCUCUGCUUUGCCUUCAUCCUCUUGGUUUCUGAGAGGGCUGGUUGUUGUUGAGCUGUUAAAUGUGGUUUUGUGUGGUUAAUGUAUUUUUCAUGUCUUUCUUUAUUAGAUUUUCUUUCUUCUAUGCUUCUGGACUCUUGAUGCGAGAACAAAAUUGCAAAUAAAACAAUCUUUUCAGCCAGCCUAGACGCAUACAAUGACUUUUGUGAGCAUUUUACAUUGCCAACAUUGAUUUUUCCACCAUCUGUUCCUGUUUUAGUUCAGCUUUCCUUUAAUUGAUUGUGAAAUAUAAAAAGCCUGAAGUGUAAAUACCAAAAAAUAUUGAUUGCUUGUACUUAAGUGAAGGAUGGUUACAAAUAAAAUAAUGUGUUCUUUUUAAA
Molecule: messenger RNA, 7094 nt
Organism: Stegastes partitus (bicolor damselfish)
Lineage: Eukaryota; Metazoa; Chordata; Actinopteri; Pomacentridae
Gene: st6gal1
Product: ST6 beta-galactosamide alpha-2,6-sialyltranferase 1
Exons: 7
Coding region: 25-1497 (490 amino acids)
Biological process (GO): sialylation
Cellular component (GO): Golgi apparatus
Molecular function (GO): beta-galactoside alpha-2,6-sialyltransferase activity
Source: RefSeq, a predicted model, not a curated record